AGGGAGGGGACGAGGCCAAGGCAAGGGACUGGGAUGAAGUUCCAGAGGGUGACAGCGUGGAUCUUCCUUCUAAGAGUUAAUUUGCUUUUGCCAGAUCUCCAGGGAAGAGAUUGUCAACAUCGGGUUCUUAGCAACAGCUACAGAGCGGAGCAGCGGCUGAACCACACCGGGAGCUGCUCAACACUCAGGACAACAGUUCUGGGGAACAUUAAUGCAGGGAAAGAGAUCAACUUGAGCCGAUAGUUUCCAGCUCCUCGCGCUGGCUGCGGUGCGUUUGUUUCAUCGGGAAAAAAAGGCCGCAGCAGGUUUUGAGAGUCAGGUUCCUGAUCAUGGAGAAGAGACGGGCAACAUGGCAGAUCUGCGUGGAGAGAACAUUAGCUGUGAUCAAACCAGACAGCAUGGACAAGGCUGAAGAGAUCCUGGACGUCAUUGUCAGAUCCGGCUUCACUGUGAUCCAGAGGCGGAAACUGCACCUGAGCCCGGAGCAGUGCAGCGAUUUUUACGCUGAACAUUACGGGAAGAUGUAUUUCCGUUUAACUGCUUUCAUGAGCUCCGGACCCAUCAUCGCUAUGGUUCUGGCCAGAGAUCAGGCGAUCUCGUAUUGGAGGGAGCUGAUGGGACCAAAAAACAGUGAAAAGGCAAAACUAACUCAACCGGACAGCCUAAGGGCGUUAUACGGGACAGAUGACCUCAGGAACGCGGUCCACGGUAGCGAAAGCUUUUUAUUGGCGGAGAAGGAGAUUCAGUUCAUGUUUCCCGGCACGGUCGUUGAGCCAACGCCGACCGACAGAGCAGCGCACGACUACCUGAGCAGAUACGUCAAUCCAACACUGCUGACUGGACUGACGCAGCUCUGCAAACAGAAACCCGCAGACCCGCCCACGUGGCUCUCACAGUGGCUCAUCGCAAACAAUCCAAACAAACCCGUGGUUCAGGAGGUCCCGGUCAGUCGAGAAGGAGCGAAGCCGAGACCCGGCAGCUCCGAAACCUGUUGAGAAGAUGGAAAUCAGAUACCUUUGGAACGUGUUGUUAUUAUUAUUAUUAUUAUUAUUAUGUUAAGAUUUUAUCAUUUUUUUCAUCGUGAUGACCUUGACAACAGCAACGACGGUUUUUUGCAAAGAGCCGUCUGGAAGAGGGAUCCGAAUCGCGACCACCAAUGGUUAGUAACGGUCAAUCCAGUAAUGUCAACACAAAUAAAAGUUAACGGUAACUGA
Callorhinchus milii (elephant shark) is the source of this 1214-nucleotide messenger RNA. Its product is annotated as nucleoside diphosphate kinase homolog 5. Gene Ontology annotation, molecular function: nucleoside diphosphate kinase activity. Lineage: Eukaryota; Metazoa; Chordata; Chondrichthyes; Chimaeriformes; Callorhinchidae. Gene Ontology annotation, biological process: negative regulation of oxidative stress-induced intrinsic apoptotic signaling pathway; CTP biosynthetic process; GTP biosynthetic process. The record is from RefSeq and is a predicted model, not a curated record.